AUGAACAACAUGCAUCUUCCACUGCUGCAUGCCGAGGUCGUCCCGAUAUCGAUGGCGCUUCAGACGCAACGACGCCGUGCGACGCUCUUCUUGCAUCUCGGCAUGAACCUCCAGGCGUACAACCGCCGCCUCGCCGUGUGGGAGCCCAUUCUCGAAGAAUUUCCAGUGCAUGUCGCGUACCAUGCGCACGGCGGCGUCGUUUGCGACGUCUGCCUCUACGAAGACAGCGUGCUCGAGUGCCUAAGUACCCCACAGUGCGUCUUCCCGACGGCCAAGACCCACCUUUUCACGUCGAUUGCGCGGCGGGCGUUUGAGACCAAGCAGCAGAUCCAGCGCGAUUUGCUCCAGUGCGAGGCGUCGGGCGCGGGCGACACGCUGCUGCUGACGAUGCCGUCGGGCCUGGCGCUCAACGUCUCGCGCAACAACCUGCACGUGCUCUUCCACGGCCUCGAGCUCUUUACGCAGGAUCGAGCGGGCGACUCGGGGCGCCCCGAGACCUUUGGCUCCAACGUCUACGUCGACAACCAAAGCGGCGUCCUCUUGGCCUAUGCGAUGGUCGAUACCGUGGCGUCGGACAGCACGGAGAGCGGGUCGCGCUUGCUAUGGACGCCGGUGCGCAGCGGCAGCUGUGUGCCCACGAGCAUGCUAGCGCACGAAGCCCCCGCGGGUAUCGUCAUGGCCCCGAUGCGCCGCCUGCUGUGGCUCAAGUACGACAAGAAGCCGAUGCUGGUGCCCAUCGAGCACGGCCACAAGAGCUGCUUCCAGUUCCAAGCCGACCAGCCGCUCUUGGGCGAGACUGUCGCCGAGAAAGGGACGCUGAUUCUGCGCAUUCGGUCGGCGGUGCAGCUGCGCAACUUGCUUGGGGUGCCCGUCGAUGUGCACUACGACAUGCCCACGGGGCCGCCGUUUCUGCUGAGUGCCGGCGCGUCGACGUACGUGCCCGUGCAGGCGCUCAAGGACGGGUACGUGACGCUGUGUCCGCGGCUCGACGACGGCGCUCUGGACCCGGGCUUGCCGCUGGCGUGGCGCACGCUCGUGGCCGCAGCCAAGAAGGCACCGCAGGAGAAGGCCAAGAUGGGCCACAUUGUCGAUACGAUCACGUUCUUUUGGCGGGCGUAUCCGGCGCAAACGACGGCCGGCGUGCACUUGCCCCCGUACAAUGUGCUCGUCGUUGCCAGCAGCGUCGACUUGGAUCUGAGUUUGUCGCUGCACGCGCCCUUGAGUGUCGAGAAUCUCUUGCCGUGGCCGGCCACGUACCACUUGCUGCAUGAGUCCAAGGACGGCCGGCAAGAGAUCGCGAUGGGGGCCAUCGACUCGGGCAGCUGCGCGUCCAUGUGUGUGGUCGACAUGCGCCAAGACGUCUCGAUCGCACUGAGCCUUGCGGUGCCGAGCGUCGGCCUGCCGCGGUCGACCGAUAUCGUGUGGAUCUUUGGCCCCAAGUUGGCGACUCAGCGGCAGUAUGCAACCCUCGGCGCUAACUGCGUCGUCGUCGUCGACCUCUGUGACCCACUGCAGACGAGCGACCGGACGCCGCAUCGACAUGGGCCCGUGGCUUGCCGCCUCUACGCCGAGUAUUGGUUCAUCGACCGGUCGGGCCUCGGGCUCCACUUUGACACACCGACAACGACCAUUCAGUCGCAGCGGCUGCUGGCGCCGUCGCCGGACGAAGUGUUUUUUGCAGCGAAUCCGCUCACGAUCGCGUCGCAGACGUCGGUUGUGUGCGCCAAGGUGCUCGAUGGGUCGGCGCAGUGGACGUCGACGGCGAUCGACCUCUCGGCCAUUGGCACGCGGGCGCCGCUGAGCUUGCACCGGACGCACGUUGGCCUCAAGAACGUUGGCACGCGGCUCUCCAAGCACUUUUCGUCGCUCAUGGGCAUUGCCGAAGAGAAGCCCGAGGCCGGCGCCACGACCGAGUUUGCGCUCGGUGUCCGCCUCGACCAAGGGCCCGGCCGCUUCUCCCGGACGACCGUCGUCACCUUGACGCCGCGGUACCUUCUUGUCAACAAAUCGCUGGACGCUACGCUCGAGGUGACGCAAAGCGGGUCCCGCGCCUUGACGCGCCUCUCGCCCGGCGACCAAGCGUUCUUCCACUGGGAGAGCGACCACGAUCAAAAGGUCCAAGUGCGCUGGCUGCCACUCGGCGGCAAGCGCCCGACGAUGUGGACGCAUGCAUUUGAGAUGGAUGUUGUCGGCGACUUUAUGCUCAAGAUGCACGCGCCACCGCCGACGCAUGACGUCUUCACGGACUGCGGCGUCCACGACCACCCGACCGCGCACAUGCUCCACGUUGCGAUUCAGCUUCAGGACCCGAUGCUGGUGGUUGUACUCCACGCCGCCGUCGAGGCGCGGCCCGACGUCAACCUGCCGAUCCCAUACAUUGUCCGAAACGACUGCACCCGGUUCCGCGUUGUGCUAUGGCAAAAGCAGGACGCCCCUUCGCACGCCUACCAGAGCCUCGACGUGCUGCCGCCGUUGACAUCGCUGGCGUACGUGCCGGACGUACCGCGCAACAACCCGACGGUGUGUCUCCAGCUGCAGAGCACGCUCCUCUCGUCGUCGCCGAUGAAGGAGCUCGAGCUCGUGCCGCAAGACGCGCUCGUCAACAUUGAAGUGACGUUCGACAAGCCGCACCGACUGCCCGUGAUCCAGGUUGGGAAGCGUCGGGUGUGGGUGGACAUGCUCAUGGAUGGCACGACCAAGUCGAUCGUCGUCACCGACAUGCUGCCCGGGACGUCCGAGGCGCACACGCACAAGCGGCAGUCGAUGCUGCUGAAGGACUGGAAGCACAUUCUCCGGCGCCUCGCGCAGACGGCUCAGGUCCUCGCACCCGUGCCAAGCAGUGUCGCGCGGCCAGAGACGAUGCAAAGCGAUCACUACGCGCUGUGUCUCUAUGUCCUCGAGGCGCGGCGCCUCGGCUGCCUCCUCCCCACGGUGGGCGAGACCUUCCGCCCGUUUGUCAAGAUCCACUUGCACGGUCGCUCCAAGGAGGUACACCCGCAGAAGCAAGCGAUCUCGCCGAUUUGGCUGCCGCAAGAGACGGAGGCCGUGCGCGGCGUCCUGGCGGCGUCUACCACCAGCGUGCUCCGCCUCGAGGUUCGCGAUGCCGACGCCAUCUUUGGGAGUACGCUUCUCGGGUACUAUGAGCUGGACGUCAGUGUCCUGUGCGACGCUACGCAGCCAAGCACCCUCGACGUGUGGUGUCCGUUGACGUCGAGCGUGACGGGCAUGCCGUCCUCUGCGUCAGUGCACCUACUCGUGUCGCUGUCUCCCUCGGCCAUGGACCAAAUGCACGAAGAGGUCCUGAUCGCGAAUGCUGUCCGCGCUGACGUCGAGAUGGCGCUCGGGUGUCGAGACCGGUUCCAGCUGGUGCUGGAAGCCGCGUCGCUGGACGUGGCCGACCUCGAGUCGAGCACCGACGGCGACCGGCGCAGCCUCACGAGCUUUAGCACUGCGACAAGCACGGCGAGCGACGAUACGCUCUUGGAUGAAAAGAAGCAGCUCAGCGUCGUUGUCAUGCACGUCUCGUCGCCGCUGCCGUUGCAGUCGACGCACAACUACUACGUCGCGAUCGAGUCGGACCUCUCGACCCGGUGCACGACACCUGUGUUGCCCAAAGACGACGCGGUGACACCGAGACAGCGCGAGACGCCGGUGGUCCUCGACUUUCUUGGUGGCCAUGCGCUCGGCCUCGACUUGGUGUACGCCGAUGGCCACGUGCACGUCCACGGCGUCGACUGCGACGGGCAGAGCGGACUCUACUACAAGGACGGGCGCAUCCGGGUUGGUGACCGCGUCCAAGCCGUCAAUAGCCACACGAUUCUCAACCUUUCGAAAGACGCAGCGUUUGCUGCGAUCGAAGCCGCGCGGAGUGACGCCGCGGUGUUUACACUGACGCUGGCGCCGACGACGACGCCGGACGACGCGCCGGUUGUCGAUAUCGAGUGGAAUCGGAGGCUCCUCUUUGGUGAAGCCAAGGCCGACGGGUACCUCAAGGUACGCUUGUACGAGCGGCCGCGCGAGAAGGACCACGGCGUUAGCGAAGAGAAGGAGGCCAGUCAGCAUCGGCAGACCGACACGCUGCUCGCGAUUUGCUGGGUGCGUAUUCCGGACGACGACGACGACUGGGUCCGUGUCGAGCACGCCCACGAGCGCAUCUGCGCCUUGUACCAGUUUGUACCGACGGCGACCAGCGGGAGUGAGCUUCGCAUUGUGGGUCACAUUCGCAUCGCGCUCAAGUGGGAGCUGCUCAAGCCAUUGGACGCCGUUGCACCGUCGCUUUCGCUGUACGCCCAGAUCGACGUCGGACCGGUGUUUGUCUCGCUCGUCGACCUCAACGAAGAGGUGCUCUGCGCGUCCUUGACAGGGUCGCCCGACGUGCCCGGCAUUCAAGUGAGCUACGGCGUCGUCUCGGACAAUCGGCAAGUCAUCAACGUCCGCCUCGACCACGUGCAGCUCGACAACCAGCUCGUGGAUACCAACUACCCCGUGACGCUUGCGCCGGUGCGGCCUAGCGGCGGCGAGGCCAUGCCCACGGUGCAGUUCAUGGCGGUGGUCAACGUCUUGCCCGCCGUCAUGCAUUUCGAGUACAUUUUCGCGCAGCUCCAGGAACUCGAGAUCAAGGUCGAAGACUUUCUGCUCGUCGCGAUCGCGCGGGUCUUCUCCAACAUUGACUGGAGUUUCCAGGCGCCGGCACUGGCGCCGCGCGCGUCGUCGGUCUACGCGCUCCUGUCGGCGCAGAAUCUGCUCGCAGAGUUGCACAUCACCGACUCGAUGCUCGAAGAGAACAAGAAGGUCGUCCUUCGCUGGCUCUUGCUGUGCCCGAUCCGGCUCAACGUGACGUUCUCGAGCACGACCGACCAGCCGCUAACGCACUCGAUCCUCUCGCCGCAAAUGAGUCCGCUUUUGCGCAACAUCAUUGGGGCAGCGACGGCGCUCGUGACGAAUUUGGACCGCGCGCCGAUCGAGAUCCCCGAGUUUUACAUUGAGAGCGUCUUUGAGACCAAGUACGCGCUCGGCUUUUACGUCAUGCAACACUACUUGCAUUAUGGGCUCCGGUCCUGGUACAAGAUUGUCGGGUCGGUCGAUGUGCUCGGGAACCCGAUCGGCCUCGUGAGCACCCUCGGCACGGGCGUGCGCGACUUCUUCUUCACGCCGGCGCAGAUGCUUCUCGAAGACGAGUCUGGUCUGCGGAUUGAGAACCUUCGCACCGGCAUGACCAAGGGCUCCAAGAGCCUCUUGCGCAACACGGCCGUCGGUAUCUUCCACACGACGGGCAAGAUCACCGAGACGCUCGGCAAGGGUAUUGCGAUGCUAGCGAUGGACAACGAGUACAACACGCAGCGCCAGCAACGCGCGCUCAAACAAGCAACGACCAUCUCGCAUCUGGGCGACGGCAUCGUCGAAGGCGGCAAGGACCUCGCCGGCGGCAUCUGGGAAGGCGUCCGUGGUGUCGUCAUCGAGCCCGUCGUCGGUGCCGCCAACGACGGUGCCGGCGGCUUCAUUGUGGGGCUUGGCAAGGGCUUUGCAGGACUGCUCGUCAAGCCGACCGCGGGCGUGCUUGACUUGCUCACGAGCGUCUCGCACGGCGUCAAAGUCACGGCCGAAUCGAUGGACGCUCGCCUCGAGCGCCGUGGGUCGAGCCGCGUCCGCCUUCCGCGCCGUUUUGGGUCGGACGGUGUUCUGGUUGCCUACUCGGAGCGGGAGGCCAAGGGCAGUGCGCUCAUGCUGCUGACGGGUCUUGAAGACGAAUAUGUCUACCACGUCGAGUACGGUGACGAAGCCAACCGGGGUCUCGUGCUCCUCACCAACAAGCGCAUCACGUGUCUCGCCAAAGGCCACCCGCUCUGGGAGCUCGCACUCGACUCGACCUUGGUCGUGGAGGCUGUCGACCACACGCUCCGGGUGACCGCCGUCAAGAAGCUCUACUCUAUUCCGUGUCAUGCGUCGCCGCGGCUGUUCCAGGUCGCUGUCGAACACCUCCGCAGUAGCAGCGGCCUCCAGGAGACGCGGUACUUGCUCUUGAACUUGGAGAAGAAGGGCCGAUGCACCGAGGUGUCGACGGACGUCAGCGUCACGAAGGACCCUGGCGCCGAAACCGUGGUCUUGGAGCUCUCGGACCUCCAAAGCCAACCGAUCCGGUCGAUCCGCGUCGAGCUCUGCCACAUUGACAACAAGGACGCCCGUGCCCCGUACGAUGUGCUUGCGUCCUUCUCGGUCUACCGGCUGCUCGUGCUCGGGGGUCCGUACCAGUGGACAGUCUUCCGGCGCUUCAGCGAGUUUCGGGCGCUCCACGAGACGUUGCAGCAGCUCGUCGACAUGAGCUCUUUGCCACGGUUGCCGCCGCGUCACCUCUUCUUUUCGACCCGCGCGUCCAUCGUCAAGGGUCGGCAGGACGCGCUGAGCGUCUACCUCCAAGCCGUCAUCAUGCACCCGCCGAUCCUGCACGCCGCCGAAAUGCAACACUUUUUGACGCACGAGGCCAGCGACGUGCACGUGGCCCACGUCGGUCUGCCGUAG
Messenger RNA from Saprolegnia diclina VS20, 6516 nucleotides. RefSeq lists its product as hypothetical. Gene Ontology annotation, molecular function: phosphatidylinositol binding; protein binding. Bases 1 to 6516 code for a protein of 2171 amino acids. Gene Ontology annotation, biological process: protein retention in Golgi apparatus; protein targeting to vacuole. The transcript is spliced from 16 exons. Gene Ontology annotation, cellular component: extrinsic component of membrane. Lineage: Eukaryota; Oomycota; Saprolegniomycetes; Saprolegniales; Saprolegniaceae. The record is from RefSeq and is a predicted model, not a curated record.